This is a messenger RNA of Sclerotinia sclerotiorum 1980 UF-70, 1458 nucleotides long. RefSeq lists its product as hypothetical. The transcript has 3 exons. Gene Ontology annotation, molecular function: oxidoreductase activity, acting on paired donors, with incorporation or reduction of molecular oxygen; monooxygenase activity; heme binding. Lineage: Eukaryota; Fungi; Ascomycota; Leotiomycetes; Helotiales; Sclerotiniaceae. Bases 1 to 1458 code for a protein of 485 amino acids. The record is from RefSeq and is a predicted model, not a curated record.
AUGGUCGUUCCCCUCAAGAUUAAACGAGUCUCGAGCGCACCAGUUCGCAUUCAACCAAAGAUACCAGUCAUCGGCCAUAUCAUCGGUGUCUUAUGGUACAAGAACGAAUACUAUAACAUUUUGAGUCAAAAAUUUGGCUUCCCAAUCUUUUCACUCAGCAUGAUUAGCCAAGAAAUUCAUGUUAUUGCUUCGCCUGACUUAAUGUCACAUCUUCACCGCAAACACAAAGCAAUUUCACUCUGGCAGUUGGAAGGACGAUUCACAGCACAAUUAGCCGGCUUGAGCGAGUCGGGGAGAGACAGGCUCCUGGCAAAUGUGUUCUUUGGCUCUGAUACUUCAAGUUUAAUGAUUAAAGGGAUAAAAAUAAUCCAAGGAGCUCUCUCUCCUUUAGGUGGCAUGAAAAGAAUGCUUCAGGUCGCAGCGCUGGCCACAAAGAAUCGACUAGAUAAUCAGGCAACACCGGCAAGAAACAACAGAACCGAUCUAUUCGAGUGGGUACGACACGAAUUGACCAUCGUAACAACAGAAAGUUUGUAUGGAGACGGAAAUCCAUACCGAGAUCCGAACGUGGAGGCAGGAUUUUGGUCCUUUUCAGAGGGUUCAAUGAAUCUGUUACUACCAGAUUUCGUUUCGAACAUUAUAGCUACCAAAGCUUUGCGCGGUCGAUAUGCAGUCGAGGAAGGGUUUAGACGAUAUUUCUCAACCGGUGCAUACCUUUCCGGCUCGGAGCUCAUGAAAAACAGAUACGAAUUACUAGUGGAUAAGACGGACGACAGCCACAAAGACCUUGCGAAACAUGAGACGCUCAAUGAUAUCGCUGUACUAUCAAACACAAUUCCUACGACGUUCUGGGUAAUCUUCCACGUUUUUUCUGACGCACAACUCGUUGAAAAAAUACGGACUCAAGUAGAGGGAAUAACAACAUCUGAGGUAUCAGCUCAGGGAACUAUCCGUAAAAUCAACCUAGAAAAGCUAAACCAAGUACCAAUAAUAUCGUCGAUGAUCCUAGAAACCCUGAGAUUCCGAUCGACAGGAACUGGUCCCCGUCUAGUCAUGGAAGACACAUUUGUCGGAAGAGAUCAAUAUCUCCUUAAGAAAGAUUCCAUGGUGAUCAUUGCCAACAGGAGACUACACUUUGACAAGAACGCAUGGGGAGAGACGGCUGAUUCUUUUCAACCUGAUCGUUUUUGCAGUAGAGUUCCUGCAAAUGCAUUUCGUGCAUUUGGCGGUGGAGUCAAUAAGUGCCCAGGUCAGGCUUUUGUCACACCUCUGAUGGCGGCAUUCAUAGCAAUGUUGGCUAUGAGGUUUGAUAUAAUACCUAAUGGAGAUGAAUGGACUGACCCCGGUCAAGAUCUCAGUAAUAUGUCCACGCAGAUAGCUCCGCCGAAGAAGAGGUUUAUGGUAGAUAUAAUCCCGAGGGAAGGAAUGAAGGAUAUAGCAUGGAGUUGUGAGGUGUAG